AGCAGAAGCAGAACCAAAUCAAAUCGAUCAAGAAAAUGCUAGAGUCAUUGGCAGCACCAGACUUGAUUUAUCAUGCGUCGAAAGAAAAAUGAUAAAAGGGCAAUCUGUGCAGGAACAAACAAUAAGCAAUAAUAGAAAAGUCUUUAAAAUUAAAAAGAAAACGCAUAAAAAUAAAAUCAACAGAAAAAUCUCGGAAUAUACUGAAAACCUUAAUGAGAAAAUACCAAAUACAAAAAAUUGUAAUGAGUCUCAGCUGAAUAAUAUGGAACCCAAUCUAAACAAUGAGGACAUUCAUAAGACAUAUACUGAAGAAAAAUCUUUUUCAUGUAAUAUAUGCAGCAAAAGUUUCAAUCGAUCUGAUAAUUUGACGACACAUAAAAGAAUACAUACCGGAGAAAGGCCUAGUUCGUGUGAUAUUGAUAAAUCCUUUUCAUGUACCGUAUGCGGCAAAAAUUACAAUCGAUCUGGUAAUUUGAAGAACCAUAAAAUAAUACAUACCGGAGAAAGGCCUUAUUCGUAUAACACUCGUAUAUAUAAAACCUAUCCAUGUAGUGUAUGCGGAAAAAGUUUCAAUCGAUCUGAUAAUUUGAAGGAACAUAACAGAAUACAUAUCCGAGAAAGGCCUUAUUCAUGUAAUAUUGAUAAACCCUAUUCAUGUUCUGUUUGCAAUAAAAGUUUCAAUCGAUCUGCUAAUUUGAAAUCACAUAAAAGAAUACAUACCGGAGAAAGGCCUUACUCGUGCGAUAUAUGUGGCAAGCGAUUCAGUGAUUCGAGUACAUUGAAGAGACAUUUCAGUAUACAUACUAGUGAAAAACUAUACUCAUGUGUUCAAUGUGGUAACAGUUUCAGUCAAGUUAGUCAUUUGAGGAGACAUACUAGUACUCAUACUAGCGGAAAAACGCUCUUCAGAAAGGUUUGA
This is a messenger RNA of Leptidea sinapis, 919 nucleotides long. Its product is annotated as putative zinc finger protein 730. The coding region runs from base 89 to 919 and encodes 276 amino acids. The record is from RefSeq and is a predicted model, not a curated record. NCBI's taxonomy places the organism in Eukaryota, Metazoa, Arthropoda, Insecta, Lepidoptera, Pieridae. Gene Ontology annotation, biological process: regulation of immune system process; negative regulation of transcription by RNA polymerase II; regulation of cytokine production. The transcript has a single exon.